Spodoptera frugiperda (fall armyworm) is the source of this 2890-nucleotide messenger RNA. It is a transcript of the gene Pect, whose product is annotated as ethanolamine-phosphate cytidylyltransferase. Gene Ontology annotation, cellular component: cytoplasm. NCBI's taxonomy places the organism in Eukaryota, Metazoa, Arthropoda, Insecta, Lepidoptera, Noctuidae. Gene Ontology annotation, molecular function: ethanolamine-phosphate cytidylyltransferase activity. The record is from RefSeq and is a predicted model, not a curated record. The transcript is spliced from 8 exons. Gene Ontology annotation, biological process: phosphatidylethanolamine biosynthetic process. Bases 153 to 1292 code for a protein of 379 amino acids.
CAGUAGAUACUCAGUUGUUUCGUGAAUCCGACGAAGGGCGGAGUGCUGUGGGCUAGGCGAGCCGUGUCGUUUUAAUUCAAUUAUCAAAAAAUAUUAUUUGUCUGAAAUCUUUCAAUCCGUUUGUGAUCUAAAUAAAAUCAAACUGUUUAAAAAUGAGUGAAAACAACGAGAAUAAAAAACAAAUUCGUGUGUGGUGCGAUGGGUGUUAUGAUAUGGUACAUUUUGGUCACGCAAAUUCGCUGAGACAAGCUAAAGCAUUGGGUGAUGUGCUGAUCGUGGGAGUUCACACAGAUGAAGAGAUCUCGAAGCACAAGGGUCCUCCAGUAUUUACACAAGAAGAACGGUACAAAAUGGUGCGUGCCAUCAAGUGGGUUGACCAGGUGGUGGAAGGUGCACCCUAUGUCACCACACUUGAGACUCUGGACAAGUACCAGUGUGAUUUUUGUGUGCAUGGAGAUGAUAUUACAGUAACUGCUGAUGGAAUUGAUACAUAUCAUUUGGUGAAAAAAGCUGGUCGCUACAGAGAAGUGCAGAGGACGGCCGGUGUUUCGACCACAGAUCUUGUAGGACGCAUGCUUCUUCUAACCAGAGAACAUUUCAAGAGAGGUGACAAAGAGUACUCGGUGGCAUUGGAGCACUCCUCGAACCUCGGCACUGACUCCACGGCUCGGUCGCCGUACACCGGCUGCUCACAGUUCCUGCCCACUACACAGAAAAUUAUACAGUUCAGCAGUGGUCUCUCACCCAAACCCACUGAUAAGGUAGUAUAUGUAGCUGGUGCCUUUGAUCUCUUCCACGUUGGCCACUUGGACUUCUUGGAGGCUGCACAUGCUCAAGGAGACUUCCUUAUCGUGGGCCUACACACCGACCUUGAAGUGAACCGCUACAAAGGGUCCAACUACCCUAUCAUGAACCUACACGAACGGGUCCUCUCAGUACUGGCUUGUAAGUAUGUUCAUGAGGUAGUAAUCGGUGCGCCGUACAGCGUGACAGCCGAGCUGAUGGAUCACUUCCGCGUGAAGGUGGUCUGCCAUGGUCUCACUACAAUAGCCACAGAUGCAGAUGGAUCUGACCCUUACAAAGUACCCAAACAACGCGGCUGCUUCAAGAUAUUAAAUUCUGGCAACACCAUGACAACAGAUGAUAUCGUUCAAAGAAUAAUACGUCAUCGACUUGAAUUUGAAUUACGGAACACACGUAAAGAACAAAAAGAAUUGGCAAUAACGAAAACACUGAAAAAAGAGGCACACGUCAAACAAAACGGUAACUGUGAAGCCGUAAACGCAAGCUAAAGAUACAUGUUGUGAAUUACUAUAAUCUAUUACCAAAUAUUGUGUUAGUUUGAGCUAUUUAGAUGUAGAAUUCUAAUGUAAACCGGUUCACUAUUGGUAGAGUAAAUACCUUCUCUGUUUCUAGGUCUGUAUAAAUGACAUAGUUUAGUCGUUUACACUCUCUGCAGAUGUAACUUUUAGUUAAGAGUUAGUCGAAUUGUAUCUUUCCGCAAUUAUGGCAUUUUAAUUAAAAAUCUAAUUUAACUAUCGGCUAACUGUAAGAUUGCAGUCUGCUGAGUGUCUGAAUCGAAUGGCAUUUAUUUAUAAAUCUAACUAGAUCAUAUUUAUGAAAUAAUUGAAACUGUUAGCAAAUUAUUUCAAUAGUGGAUCAGGUUAUUCUGUUUUAUGUCUCAUGUAUAUUUCCAUUCACAAAAGAAAAUGGUGUGCCUCAUACAUUUUUUAAAUAAUAUUUAUUUUUAUUUUGAGGCACAUUUACUAUGUAAAUAUUUUUAAUGUAUGAUGCAGAUAAUUUUAAUGGAAUUCCAGUUGCCCGCCUAUUAUUACAUACAUUAAUUUCAUACACGUACAGGUUGAGGUUUAAGUGAGAUUUAAGACUAAGUAGUAAAAAGCAGUGUGGUGACACUUCUAAGGUUGGUUCAAACAAAUGUUUGUUGUUGCUGGGAUUCGAUUCUCAAUUUUCUCGAAGUAGAAUCGCUCAGUAUUAAUGCGCAUUCUUUGAUAUUGUUGUAGAUAAUACCAGUAAUAUUUAUGAACUUAUUCCGAUUUGGACCAAAUGUCCUUUUCCUACUCAUCCUGUAUAUUAUUUUAACAUUUUUUAUUUUAAUACAUUGCAUAUUGAAAUCGAGUCAUACGAUCAUAAAGACUAUCAGUAUAUCCUGUUGAGUAACAAAAUUAAGGUAUAAUAAAAUGUUAUGAAUCAUUCGUCUCGUGUCUGUAGCACAUAUUUUAUUAAUAUAAACUUCAAUGAAUUAGAAAUGACAUGGUAAUAAUUUCUGUUGCACUAAAAUUUAAAAUACACAUCUUGGCAAAAAGACUAGAAAAAAUAUUUUUAUUAAUGCUUGCUGGCGAAGAUAUUUUUUGUUUCAGUUGUAACUACAUUUAUAUACAUUUAAUUAACGAGCAAUGUUUACACGAACAUGUAACUUUUCUAUUCUUUUUGUCUUGUUAUGUGUGUAUAAAUAUUAGAUGUGUAACAGAAUUGCAUUUUAAAAUUAUUAUGUCAAAAAAUAUUUCAAAACUCAUUACUUAAUUAUUUAAAUCUAUUCAGGAAUAUUUAAUUUUAUUGUGAUUAUUUAUAUUUUCCUUAAAAUAUUUCGUUAUGUAGGCUUUUCCUUCUUUACAUAAUGUUAAUAAGUAAGAUUAAUUAUAAUUUGACGUUAUGUACAAAUUGUUUGUUGAUAUGUUUUAUUUAUGUUACUAAAUAUAAUUUACAUCGUUAAAUAGAGUUUAUAUCAGCUCUCUGGUGUUUUAUCAAGAAAAAAUAAGUAGUUGGAAUUGCGCAAUAUUUUUGUAGACUAAUUCUACAAUCUACAGAUAUCGAUAAAUGUUUACGAAAAUAAAAAUAAUGUUCUAUUUCAAAUAAAGUUGUAUCAAGAUAA